Molecule: messenger RNA, 225 nt
Organism: Didymodactylos carnosus
Lineage: Eukaryota; Metazoa; Rotifera; Eurotatoria; Philodinida; Philodinidae
Source: the annotation of a GenBank genome assembly
AUGUUAGAACAUAGUGCUAGUCGAACAAUAACAACAAAUGGUAAUGAAACACCGUAUCAGAUUGCAUUGAAAUAUCGAAAAUAUUUGUGUCUUAAACUUUUAGAACAAUCAACAAACACGAAGGAAACUUAUAUUGAUAAAUUAAAAACUUCAUCAACAUUGAAAGAUUAUUUAAAUCAUUUAACUUGUAUGGAUACAUUGGGUCUUAUCAAAUACAUUAUUUAA